Molecule: messenger RNA, 1128 nt
Organism: Cylindrotheca closterium
Lineage: Eukaryota; Bacillariophyta; Bacillariophyceae; Bacillariales; Bacillariaceae
Source: the annotation of a GenBank genome assembly
AUGAAUAAUAAGAAGUCUUUGAAUCCAUAUUUUGUAGACUUGCCUGAUGGUAGCGAGUUUAACAUCAGAACAAAACAAGGAGCAAAUGCUCUUUUACUUCGAGUGCCCAAUGCGAACUAUAUUCCCUCCAUUCUGCAGGAAAUCCGAAAGGUUCGAAGCAAACCAAGAAUGAGCGUUGAUGACAGGGUCGACAUAAACAGGCAUCAGCAAUGCACGUAUUGGCUGGCUUUGAAUGCAGACGAAAAACUCUUUCGUGAAAAGAUUCCAAAAUCAAUAAUCCGAAUCUGGUUGGAUUUUACCAUUGAAGAACUGAGAAGGCUAUCCACCGAUCGCAAUUGGAUAGCAAAGGGGGAAUUGAAUGACAUUGACGGCGCAAUUUUGGUUCAGUGUCUUCCACUCUUUCACCAUGUUGUUCCGGUCGUUGUAGCUUUUCAGAGCGGCUUUUUUGAAGCGCUGGCAUCAUUCAUAAAGGCCAGUCAAGGGACUGAUCGAGCUCUUCCUGGUCGUAAGGUUGCACUACAUGUGGUCGGAAUUCUACACCGGGCAUACUUCACUGCUACUAAACGCUUGGAUAAGCGAUGGUCGGGAGAGAAGUUCUUCAAGAGGCUUGAGGCCAACGGUAUGCUGGAACAAAGUCUUCGGUGCCUAACGAUUCCCCAACUCUUCGAAUCCCAAAGGCUCAUCGCAGACACAAUGCUUCGCGCACUGCAGUCCUGUGCUACGGUGAUUCUGAGCAAAGCGUUCAAGCCAGGUGAACCUUGCGGUGACACACUUCGAGCGAUAUGCAACAGAAAAGACGGAAGUAAAGACAUUUUACCACAAACCCUCGUCCGAUUUCUUUUAAUUGCAUCUUUGUUGGAUUCCUUGGAGGUUGGGAAAUGCGGCCACUGUGGCAAGUCGGGGUCCUCGGAAACUUCUCACAAGUCGCUCAAGGUAUGUUCUCAAUGUUCUAUGAUGAACUAUUGCUCGAGAGACUGUCAAGCGGCAGACUGGAAACAGCAUAAGAAAAUUUGUAAGUCAGUUGCUACGAGCCAAACGACCACCCAUGGAAACUCUAGCCAAGUGCAACCAACACUGGGUGACGACUUUGAAGACAAUAUUGUAGCCAUUUAUGGUUCCGGUAUGUGA